AUAUCAAUUUUGCUAGUGCUACUUCACGUACAAGACCAUACUUUCAACUCUCUAGACGCAAUUCACUGUUUAAUUUUCCCCAAACUUUUUAAGGCAACACUGCAAUGCUUUCUCCAUUAGUUUAUCAGUUUCCAAUGGGCAUUUCCAGCCUAUAAAGUCCACCAUGAAAUCCCACAUCCACCUCUUUCCUUUCUCAUCUUACAUACCCAAGAUCCUAGAGUCUCUUUGUUUCUCUAUUUUGUCUAGCCAGCAAUAUUAAUCUUUUUGAUGCUCAUCAACAUCCUAUUCUUGAUGUUUGAGAUUCAUGUCUCCUGUACUCAGUGAAAUCCUCCUUUCUGGGUUUAUGAUCAACUCUGCUCUUAGGCGCAGGACCCAUCUUGUUCAAUCUUUCUCUGUUGUUUUCCUUCACUGGUUCUACGUGUUUUCAUGAACUAUCUCUUUCUGUAAUCCCAUAACCAGCCCUUAUUUUCUUUAGUUUUUCUUAACCAUUUUUCAUAAACAAUCCCAUAUCUGAGUUCUUUUGAAUAAUUGACUUCAGCGUUCUGUGUUAUUACUUUUUCCAAGCAUAGUCUGGUUAUUGUUUCUGUUGUUUCUGUUAUAAGGUGUUGUUGUCAUGGCUACUUCAAGCACUGGAGCAUCUUCAGCUUCAAGCACGCUGGGAAGCUCAAGUUCAGAAGAGGAUAUUCAGCAGAUUUUGGAUGAAAGGAAGCGCAAGAGAAUGAUAUCCAACAGGGAAUCGGCACGUUGGUCUCGGAUGCGUAAACAGAAGCACCUGGAUGAUCUGAUGGAACAUGUUUCUCAGCUUACAAAGGACAAUAACCAGAUCCUUACAAGCAUGAACAUCACCACACAUCUUUACUUGAACAUUGAGGCUGAGAACUCAGUCCUUAGAGCUCAGAUGGCUGAGCUCAGUACCAGGCUGCAAUCUCUCAAUGAAAUCAUUGAUUUCAUAAACUCAAGCAAUGGGGUUUUUGAAAAUCAUGACAACAACUUUGAGGCUGCCUAUCAUCACCAGCAUCAGAUUAGCGAUGAUACCUUCAUGAAUCCUUGGGGUUCUUUCUCUGUCAAUCAGCCCAUCAUGGCUUCUGCUGACAUGAUUAUGUACUGAUUAAUAAUUUCUAUGGUGUGUGUGCUUUUUUCUUGUUUUACUUUAUUAUUUAGCUUGUAACCAAGGCUUAAUUAUGGCUGUAAAAUGAAGGGAUGCAUGGAUGAAGAUUUCUAAGAACAUAGCUCGCUGCACAUUGUUGAAAAAUUUUCUAUGCAACUUGAUCCCUCACCGUACGAUGUAUACUUAAUUGUUAGUUAAAAACUUUUUUAAAAAUAAAAAUGAAAAAUAUUAC
Messenger RNA from Durio zibethinus, 1340 nucleotides. The record is from RefSeq and is a predicted model, not a curated record. Lineage: Eukaryota; Viridiplantae; Streptophyta; Magnoliopsida; Malvales; Malvaceae.